GGAAUCCUUGAUGACUUCUUCUUUGUUCUCGUAUUGUAUUAGAAUUUCUCUUCUUCCUCUUAUUUCAAUCUCCGACAGAUAUAUAUACAUCGUGACCGAAAACCCGAGGGAUAAGGAGGAAAACGAACGAAAAGGAUUCCAGAUGAACUUGAAGACGAUCUGUAACUAAUUAUCACGGUCAAUCACUAAGCAAUAGAAGCAAUUAAUUAAUAUUCAGUACUCAAAAGGCCAUCUCAGCUCUCAUACUGAUUGCAACAAGCUGUUAAAUAAAGAAGAUAAAAGAUUAAAAUUAAGAAGAUGUAUAGUAAUUUCAAAGAACAAGCCAUAGAAUACGUGAAACAAGCUGUCAAAGAAGAUAAUGAAGGGAACUACGCCAAGGCUUUUCCAUUGUACAUGAAUGCUUUAGAGUAUUUUAAGACCCAUUUGAAAUAUGAGAGAGAUCCUAAGAUUAAAGAAGAAAUAUCUCAGAAGUUUGCUGAAUAUCUAAAGAGAGCUGAAGAGAUACGUGCUGUUCUCGAUGAUCCUCGACCGCAACCUCAUAUAAUCCAAGACCCUGUGAAGCAUGCUAUCGAUUAUGUUAAACGAGCUGUUAAAGAAGAUAAUGAAAUGAAUUAUGCCAAAGCUUUUCCAUUGUAUAUGAAUGCCUUGGAAUAUUUUAAGACCUAUUCGAAGUAUGAGCCGAAUUUGAAGAUUAGAGAAGCAGUACAACAAAAAUUUAGUGAAUAUUUGAGGAGAGCUGAGGAGUUGCGUGUUAUUCUGGAUUAUGGUAAUCCUCAAGCCCAGAAAGCUAGUCCUUCAACUGAAGAGAUCCCACAGGUUAGCAAGGAUGAUUCCAACACGAGCUCAAGUGGUUGAAGAAAAAAGACUAUCAUCCGCGUAAACACAUUGAUGGACCGAGGGAUUGUAGUUUCAAAGACACUAAUAUGGUAAAAAAGAAAGAAAAGAAAAAGAAUGUUAUUAUCCUGUAUUCAAUGGGGAUAAUGCUGCAUAAUUCUCUAAAUUCUAAGAAAUAACAAUUGUGGUUUUUUUUUUCUUUGAAGCAUCGUGGAUGUGUAUGUAUCGUGGUGUUAAAAGUACUACACAAGUUUACUCCUAUCAAAGUAAUUA
Messenger RNA from Papaver somniferum (opium poppy), 1107 nucleotides. Its product is annotated as serine/threonine-protein kinase ULK3-like. NCBI's taxonomy places the organism in Eukaryota, Viridiplantae, Streptophyta, Magnoliopsida, Ranunculales, Papaveraceae. The transcript is spliced from 4 exons. The record is from RefSeq and is a predicted model, not a curated record. The coding region runs from base 298 to 855 and encodes 185 amino acids.